AUCGGUGGUUCAGCACUCGGCCUGAGGCUGCUGCUCCUGGGGAGCUGCCCUCCUCCCACGCGGUCUGUCGGGGCGGGGUCCGGCCUUGUAGACCUGCUCGCCGGGAUGGCCGUCGAGAGGUGGAGAGCAAUGUUUUACACAUUUUCCCUGUUAGUCCUUUAGCCAUGUCAUUGAAUGGUGCAUCAAUGUUUCACUACUGCUGAGACUUGAAGUCUGUCUAGCUUUUGACUCCCUGGACCACUAUGGCAGCAAGCUACACGCCUCCUUUUGAUGACCCUGGGGAGGUGAGAGAGGGAUUUCUAUGUCCCUUGUGUCUGAAGGAUCUGCAGUCAUUUUAUCAGCUUCAGUCUCAUUAUGAAGAAGAACAUUCAAGUGAAGACAAAGAUGUCAAAGGGCAACUCAGAAAUCUGGUCCAAAAAGCUAAAAAAGCAAAGAAUAAACUUUUGAAACGAGAAGAUGACCGAAGCGACGGGGGUCCUCAGGAGCGAUAUGAAUCUUACAGCUAUGGUGGAGUGGAUCCAUACAUGUGGGAACCCCAGGAGUUAGGUGCUGUGAGGAGCCAUCUCUCUGACUUCAAGAAGCACAGAGCAGCCAGAAUUGAUCACUAUGUUGUGGAAGUCAAUAAAUUAAUAAUCAGGUUAGAGAAGCUUACUUCCUUUGACAGAACCAGUACUGAUUCAGCAAAGAUAAGAGCAAUAGAGAAGUCUGUUGUGCCUUGGGUUAAUGAUCAAGAUGUGCCAUUUUGUCCAGACUGUGGUACCAAGUUCUCCAUUAGGAACCGACGUCACCACUGCCGCCUUUGUGGGUCUAUCAUGUGCAAGAAGUGCAUGGAACUUGUCAGUCUUCCCUUUGCAAGUAAGCUCACCACUGCCAGCAAGGAGGCCUUAGCCUCUCAUACAAGCCCAAACUGCUCACCCAACAGUGUUCACGGCUCUCGCCGGGGCAGCAUUAGUAGCGUGAGCAGUGUGAGCUCGGUUAUGGAUGAGAAGGAUGAUGAUCGAAUCCGGUGCUGUGGGCAUUGCAAAGAUACUCUGCUCAAAAGGGAGCAGCAGAUCGAUGAGAGGGAGUACACCCCAGACAUUGUGAAACUCUAUGAGAAACUCCGGUUGUACAUGGAAAAAGUUGAUCAGAAGGCCCCGGAAUAUAUCAAGAUGGCAGAAUCACUGAAUGCUGGGGAGACAACAUACAGUCUUGAACAUGCCAGUGAUCUGAGGCUGGAGGUGCAAAAAAUGUAUGAAUUAAUCGAUGCUUUAAGCAAGAAAAUUCUAACUCUGGGCUUGAAUGAAGAAUCACAGCCUCACCCCAGAACUUUGCAACUUCAAAGAAUGAUCAGAUAUUCAGCGACACUUUUUGUGCAGGAAAAAUUACUUGGUCUGAUGUCCUUACCAACCAAAGAGCAAUAUGAAGAAUUAAAAGAGAAAAAAAAACAAGAGGCAGAUAGAAAACUACAAAUGGAAAGACAGGUGACGCUUGACUCCUACAGAAAAUCGGAAGAGAGGCACGUGGAUUUUAUUUCCAGAUCUUUGGCAGCGUCCAAUGGGGAGAUUUCCCGGCCGAAAAGAGUUGCAGUGAAGAAAGCGGAAGGCUGGCUACCGACUGCCAGCGUGUCCCGUCAGAAGGAAGGUGUCGACCCGCUCCUUCAGCAGAUUGACAACAUCACGUCCUUCAUUGAGCAAGCAAAAGAAGCGAACCGUCUGGAUGAAGUCCGGAUGUUGCAGGAGAACCUGCGGCAGCUGCAGGAUGAGUACGAUCAACAGCAGACGGAAAAGGCCAUUGAACUCUCUAAAAGGCAAGCCGAGGUGGAGGAGAUGCAGAGAGAACAAUUGCAAAUCCUUUGCGAAAAGGAAUGGGAGAGGGAGCACAGAAAGAAAAUGACUCAGCACUCAAGGACCCGCUCCCUGGACUUCAGAGAAAUGAAGCACAGGAAGUUAGAGGUUGCACCAGGUAGCCUGAACCACAUAGCACAUGCUUUGGAUCUGGAUACUACCGUGAGCCAAAGUAACCCAGGCUGUAAAGCGCCCUCUCCGAGUGGAAGUUACCAGCUGCCAUCUGUUGAGAGCCCAUUCUUCUCUGGCCAACCUUCAGAAGCCCAAGGACAUAACAGAGCAACGGAACAAAAUAAGACGAUUGUACCAAACCCCUUCGGAGAGGAGAUAGAUAAUGGCACUUUAAGGGAGAAACCCAAUAACCCGUUUGCUGAAGAUUCCUCCCCAGUGGCUUCCUUGCCCACCAAAGCCUUGCACAGUGGUUUGAAAGAGUAUAAUCCAUUUGACGAGGACGACGACUGUCAGCAAGCAAAUGGAGUGGCUGUCAGUGUUCUGAACCCCUUCGAAGAGGAUGUCGGAAAUUCACUCCACGUGGCUGUAGGUCAGGACUCUGGGAAUCCUUUUCAGUCAUCAUCUCCCUCCACAAAUCCUUUCGACGUUGAGGAUGAUGACAACCAAGUGUUGAGUGAGGACGUCAUAGAAGAGGAAUUACUUCUCCAACAGAUAGAUAACAUCAAAGCUUAUAUUUUUGAUGCCAAGCACAGUGGGCGGAUGGAUGAGGUAGAAGUGCUGACUGAGAAUUUGAAAGAACUGAAGCGCACAUUAGCAAAACAGAAGGAGAAAUUCAGCUGCUGAAUCAGUGGCUGCAUCUAAUCACACACCUGGACUGUCCCUGAUUUAUCCCAGGGGCCAGGCAAGUGAGUAGCAGGUGCAAGAGGGAAUUUUGGGGGGUGGCAUCUAAUCUUCUGCACUUUGGUGUUGGGCAUUUUCACUAUAUCAUCCAGACUUUGCAAACAUUGUCCACACUACUUAUAGCGCUGCGGCAACCUAAGACCUGUUUUACAUUUUAAAAUCUAUUUUAAAUUUCUCACAACCAGUUUGUAUCACAAGCAGACUUUGUAAGAGCAUGGUUAUAUGCUCCUUAGCGUCUCUUUUAUUUGUGAUGGUGAAUGGAAGAGGGCUAGGAGGGAAAUGGAUACUUUCGAACACUUUAAGUGAGAAGGAAGCAGCCUGCCAUUUUUCCCUUGGAGUGUGGCUGCUGUGGCAGUUUUACAGGCUGGCCUUCUGAGCCAGUUUUGUUAUUAGCCAAGGGACCAGAUUAUCUUGUAAAUUCUGUCAAGCACGUCUGACAGAUCUAGAAGGUAUCUUUUUAGCAGAUGUGUUCAACUGCCGGAUGUGCAAAACACCAGUGUUACAAAGCAGGUUCCUGAGAUCCAGCGACCUGUUGAAUUAAAAGGCCAAUGAUCUGACUGUGCAAUACAAAAAUAAUAUAAGGGGAUUUUAAACUAGAUAUGGGUAUUUGUGAUGUAAUAGAUGUAGUACCUUUGUUUUAGGAAUUUAUCCUUGAACCUUGUCUUGGAAUGACGAACUAUUUCUUCCUCCACUAUCUGACUGUUUCAGCUCUCUUCAACAUUACAAGCAAAAACUGGUUUUAUUAUAACGGCUUUUUCCGGGAAUAUAUCAUGUGGAUGCUAAGUUUUGUUUUUUUUAAUUGUCACCUCCUGGAACUACAGAGGAUUUCUGGAGGGGAAAAUGGUAGAAGUGCCACGACAGUCGGACUGAUUUUUGCUUGCCUCAGGGCCUUGAAUUUGGUGGUCUGUGGCGGUCACUGUAGGGGAAGCUGUAGAGGUCCUCUACUAACAGCCAAUCUGAAUGGGGACCAAGUGCGGACUAUAGUUGAUCUAGUCAUGAAUGAUAGCGUAAAAAGU
Messenger RNA from Sphaerodactylus townsendi, 3694 nucleotides. RefSeq names its product rabenosyn, RAB effector (gene RBSN). The transcript is spliced from 12 exons. Gene Ontology annotation, molecular function: metal ion binding. The coding region runs from base 243 to 2621 and encodes 792 amino acids. NCBI's taxonomy places the organism in Eukaryota, Metazoa, Chordata, Lepidosauria, Squamata, Sphaerodactylidae. The record is from RefSeq and is a predicted model, not a curated record.